Molecule: messenger RNA, 1172 nt
Organism: Cloeon dipterum
Lineage: Eukaryota; Metazoa; Arthropoda; Insecta; Ephemeroptera; Baetidae
Gene: l(3)73Ah
Product: lethal (3) 73Ah
Exons: 4
Coding region: 236-937 (233 amino acids)
Biological process (GO): regulation of transcription by RNA polymerase II
Cellular component (GO): PRC1 complex
Source: RefSeq, a predicted model, not a curated record
CUUUUUAAAAUUAUGCGCCAUUUUGCAUUGUUCGAAUGAGUCUCACUCAUCCUUGACCCCCUUGUGUAUGAUUUCACUACGACGUACGGCGAAUGCAGCGCUUCCAGGUGGAACGGAUCCAAACUAAGGACGGUGCUAAACUUCAAGCAAAGGUCUUACGGCAGCCAUGAACGCCGGAUCGGACGCCUGUGAUGACGAAUAGCUGGCCUCUUAAAUUUUAAAUCAUUUUGUCCAAAUGCCGAACAUGGAGCGCAAAAUUAAACUAAAAACGCUGAACAGCCACAUCACCUGCAAAAUCUGCAGGGGCUAUCUGAUCGACGCAACCACGGUCACCGAGUGCCUGCACACCUUCUGCAAGAGCUGUCUAGUGAAGCACCUGGAGGAGAACAACACAUGUCCCAGCUGCCAAAUCGUGAUCCACCAGUCGCACCCGCUGCAGUACAUCAGCUUCGACCGCACCAUGCAGGACAUCGUGUACAAGCUAGUCCCGCGCCUGCAGGACAAUGAGAUGGAGCGUGAGCGCUCGUUCUACGCUUCCAAGGGGCUGCCCUGCCCCAAGGACGUGCCUGUGGCUGGCGCGGAGCACGACACAGCCACCACCAAGGCCGAGGUGGACCAGCACGCGGCUGCUGACUACCACAGGCAGGACGACCAGGUCAAUCUGCAGCUUGAGUGCAUGACCAGCAGUCUGAAGAAUCUGAGCCGCCGCUUCAUCAGGUGCUCUUCCUCUGCCACCAUCAGCCACCUCAAGAAGUUUGUUGCUUCCAAGCUACUCGUGCCUGACAAGUACAAGGAGCAACCCUUUCAGAUUGACAUUUUCUGCAAUGACGAACUUCUGGGCAAGGACCACACGCUCAAGUUCGUCUUUCUAACGAGGUGGAGAUUCAAGGAGCAGCCCAUCAAGCUGCAGUACAAGACGAGCACCAUUGACUUUUGACCCAGUAAGCGCCACCCGCCGAGACAAAUGCUGGUCGUGUGGCAGAAGAAAAAGAAAGAUGACUGACUCCAUAAAGAAAGUUUGUGAUUUGAUCUCUUCAGUUCGGUGACAAUAGUUCCGUGCAAAGAAGCGGGCGACGUGUAAAUACCGUGCAAAGUAUGAGACUAAAACUAAUCAACUCCUUUGGUACAUUUUAUUAAAUAAAGUGGCUGUUUAAUUAAAUGCAAAACUAAAA